GCAAGUCAAUCCAUCACAACAGCAUAAGCACCCAUUGUACGAGGCACGAAGAAGCAAGCCGCCAUCUCUUGACUACCUACCAUCACCAGCAAAUGGAAACCGCAGUACAACCAUCACCCAUCACCACCGCCGACGCCCCCUUCAACGAUCCCACUGAUGUUGUUGAUCUAGUCAUCCGCACAACCGAUAAUGUCGACUUCUUCGUCCUCAGCGGGCUGCUAUCGCUGCGAUCUCCAUCGUCGUUCUUCCGUCACGCUUUACAGAGCAAUCGGCACACAGAGGAGAGAGAUGGUUUUCCUGUGUUACGUGUGGUUGAGGACAGCACCACGUUCAGAUAUAUCCUCCUUCUCUGCUACCCUAAUGACCGUCCCGUUGAGAUCAAGAGCGUCGAAGACGUUGUGGCGGUGCGCGUUGCGCUUGAGAAGUAUUGUAUGGACUACGCAAUUGGCCGCUUCGAGCAGACGGUGAUCGCGUCGUCCCUCAUAAGGGAACACGCCUUGCGACUGUUCGUCCUGGCGUUUCGGAAAGGGUGGAGAAAAUUGGGCGAGGCGGCUGCAAAGAACACGCUUUUCAUUCCGUUAACUGAAGAUGUGGCGAUUGAAGAACUGAAUGACAUAUCCGCGAUGCAAUACGUUAUCCUGCGAGACUACCACAGGAAGUGCAGUGACACCGCACGGGCAAAUCUCGACUACGGGAAAAAAUUAUUUUGGAUGGAACCAGAAGACGCUGAAUCACUCAGUUCUUCUUAUUCUUAUAGGUUCAACGACGGCUACUACGAGAGGACCGUGAGAAUAAGAGGUACCGAUGGUGAAAGGACGCGUUUAAUCGAUCAGUGGACACUCGAUUACAUUCGAAAGGUUUCGCAGAAGCUGCGCGAAACGCCUCAUCCGGAAAUCGCCACGGAUGAAAAUAUCAUCAACGCGGUCGUUUUGAGUAGUGGAAAUGAUAGCAUAGCUAUCCGCAAAAUCCAAACACUCGCAAAACUUUUGUCGAAAGAAAUCGAUAGGAGAAUUUCUGAAGUUCCUUUGAAUAUCAAAUGGGAAAGAUGAGGUGCAGAGACACUCAGGUAGCUUACGGAUCGGAGUGAGUGUCACCUGGAAAGCGAAAUCGCUGUAUGCAGUUCCUUCUCCCGUUGUUAUAGAAAAUGUUCCCCGAUAUUGUCGAGUCACUGGCGUUGUCGAGACGUUCUAAGCAAUGAGAUGACACAGCUGCCCCUGGAUUAUAGCUGUAUCAAACUCGCCCAGGAAAUAACAGAUGCUCCAAGAUGAAGAAAUAAUGUCCAUGUCUCCACGAAGACAGAAUUUGGAGCGGGAUUUAGGCUCUACG
Molecule: messenger RNA, 1326 nt
Organism: Desarmillaria tabescens
Lineage: Eukaryota; Fungi; Basidiomycota; Agaricomycetes; Agaricales; Physalacriaceae
Exons: 2
Coding region: 93-1049 (318 amino acids)
Source: RefSeq, a predicted model, not a curated record